AAAUAUUCGAAAUUUUCUGUUCUUGGUGAACAAGCUAGCACUCUGGGUUUUACUAGGGCUUUGUCAAAUUACUGCACUACAAAUAUCUUCCUUAACCCUCACAAAUUUCCUUAAACUCAAAUUGCUUUCCAUCAAAAUUCAUUCUCGAGAACUCCAAUUCCUAUCCGCCCUAUCAGAAUCGAAACAAUGAAUUUGCUGAGACAGAAUUCCGUGAGCAAGCUCCGAAUCCUCGCCGCUCAAUCCCAAAUCGGCAGCCGUGCGAUCACCGCCGCUCCGCCGCUGCUUCUUUCGUCUCCUGUUUCUGCACGUCAGACCCCUCACACUUUCGCCACCGCCGUCCGCCAUAUCCACCACCAGUCUCGCGACCCCAGCACUAGGUACGACAUCUCGCCACCCGUGAAUUGGGGAAUUCGGAUUGUGCCAGAGAAGAAGGCCUACGUUAUUGAACGAUUCGGGAAAUAUGCGAAGACAUUGACUCCCGGAAUUCAUCUAUUGAUUCCGUUUGUUGAUCGAAUUGCUUACGAGCAUUCUCUGAAAGAGGAGGCAAUUCCGAUUCCCGACCAGUCUGCAAUUACCAAGGACAAUGUCUCCAUUCGAAUCGAUGGAGUCCUCUAUGUCAAGAUUGUCGACCCUAAGUUGGCAUCGUAUGGAGUUGAGAAUCCAUUGUAUGCCGUGAUUCAGCUUGCACAAACAACUAUGCGAAGUGAGCUUGGUAAGAUCACUCUCGACAAGACUUUUGAGGAAAGAGACACACUGAAUGAGAAGAUAGUGAUUUCCAUCAAUGAAGCUGCUAAAGAUUGGGGCUUAAAGUGCCUUCGUUAUGAAAUAAGGGAUAUAGCUCCUCCACGUGGAGUGCAGGCGGCUAUGGAGAUGCAGGCUGAAGCAGAGCGAAAACGGAGAGCUCAAGUUCUAGAAUCUGAAGGAGAAAGGCAGGCAAAUAUUAAUAUUGCCGAUGGGAGAAAGAACUCAGUCAUCCUUGCAUCAGAAGCUGCGAAGCUGGAUCAAGUCAACAGAGCUCAAGGAGAAGCAGCAGCUAUCCUCGCUAGGGCUGAAGCAACGGCAAAAGGAAUUGCCAUGGUUUCGGACACCCUCAAGAAAACUGGGGGUGUGGAGGCUGCUAGUUUAAGAAUUGCCGAGCAAUAUAUUCAUGCCUUCGGCAAUAUUGCUAAAGAGGGAACAACGGUGUUGCUUCCAGCAAGUGCUUCGGAACCUGCAAAUAUGAUGGCACAAGCCCUAUCAAUAUACAAGAACCUGGUUGGCAAUGCUUCUGGAAAGUUGCUCCCGGAGAUGCCCGAAGAUGCUCUAUCUUUGGGAUCCGGUAAUAAUCAGAGUUCCUCAAAGGCUGAAUCUGCUGACGAAGUUUCUCGUGCAGAAUCUGUUUUCUCGCUUCAAACACCCAAAGGCAAGAAGUGAGAAAAAAAUAUUAUGGUAAAGGAAAACGGGUGUCUGUGAGAUUUGCUUCUAUUACACUUUUAUGAUUGAUAAACAAUUUUAACUGCUACUGCGUAGAUUUUAACUAUAAUUGGGCAAGUGCCUUUUUUUUUUUCUUUUUUCGCGGCAUUUAUUGCUUCGGAUUUGUUAUUCUGGCAAAGUACAUUUGAGUUUUUGAGGGUAGGAUUCGAAAGUAGAAAUCAUGGAGAAAUUGUCCAUCAGUACUUCUGGCUGUAGAGAGUGAUUCUACUACUUCUAUUAAUUGCAAAUUUAAAUUAGUUUUACAAGUGUUGUUGCUUA
Erythranthe guttata (spotted monkey flower) is the source of this 1731-nucleotide messenger RNA. RefSeq lists its product as uncharacterized. Gene Ontology annotation, biological process: mitochondrion organization. Lineage: Eukaryota; Viridiplantae; Streptophyta; Magnoliopsida; Lamiales; Phrymaceae. The record is from RefSeq and is a predicted model, not a curated record. Gene Ontology annotation, cellular component: mitochondrion; membrane.